UAGAAUACAUAAACUAAGCAAACUCCCAAGACUUUUUCACAAUUCACUUGCACCCUCGUUAGGUAAUGUCUAUGUCCUCAAUUUGUCUCUUCCUCAAACCCCCCUCCACCCUCUCCUUUCUAUAAUACCCUUCGCUCUGAAGUCUCCACUUAACUCCAUCACCACUUCUUUUAUCACCAUGAACUUAGUAAGCUACCAAGAAGAGUACUCCAAGAGCUUCAGUGAAAAAUCAGAGGAGAAUGAUGACACAGCAGGAGCUGGAAGAUCUUACGAGUGUAUCUUUUGCAAGAGGGGAUUCACAACGGCACAGGCUUUAGGUGGACACAUGAACAUACACAGGAAGGACAAAGUCAACAAGUCCAAACCCUCUUUUCCUAACAAAGUUGAUGACAGCAACUAUGCAGAGCUAGGGUUCUAUUCAGAAGUUUCAAACCACCCUCAGGGAGAAGAUGGCCUUGAUUUGGAGCUAAGAUUGGGUCGUCAUCCAUAGCAUGCAUGUGGAUAUAUAAUACGUAUCUAUAUAUUCUACCACCCAUCAUGGUAUACAGAGAGGAGCUUGUAGCAUCAGGAAGCCAAAGCUUGGGGCUAUAUCAAUGGAUAGAUUAAUAAGAUGGGGUACUUAAUUUUCUGAUGAGGAAGGUAUUUAUAUACUUUUUCCUCCUCAAAAUAAUGUCUAGCCCUAAACCUCAUUAUCUGGGAUUCUGCACCAUAAGUUCUUAUAGGCAUCCUUGUAUUUACUUGUCUUUUCUCAUAAUAAACUAUGGCAUCCAGAAGCUACUGGCAAAA
This is a messenger RNA of Lotus japonicus, 786 nucleotides long. RefSeq names its product transcriptional regulator TAC1-like. Bases 179 to 490 code for a protein of 103 amino acids. The record is from RefSeq and is a predicted model, not a curated record. Lineage: Eukaryota; Viridiplantae; Streptophyta; Magnoliopsida; Fabales; Fabaceae. The transcript is spliced from 2 exons.